AUGGCUCCUUUCCCUCCAUUACUUUAUAUUGAUUCACAAAAGUCUAUAUUAACACGACAAUAUGUGUAUUUAAGGGAGUGGCUGUACUUGCUGUCGCACGAGAUGUUGAAUCCAUACUAUGGGCUGUUCCAGUAUUCAAGAGAUGACAUCUACACACUACAGAUCAACCCUGACUCAGCUGUCAACCCGGAACACUUGUCGUAUUUCCACUUUGUGGGUCGUAUAAUGGGAAUGGCUGUUUUUCACGGUCAUUACAUCGAUGGAGGCUUCACUCUGCCCUUUUACAAGCAGUUGCUAGGGAAACCCAUCACUCUUGAUGAUAUGGAAUCAGUGGACCCGGACCUUCAUAACAGCCUCGUGUGGAUCCUAGACAAUGACAUCACUGGGGUGUUGGAUCACACGUUUUGUGUGGAGCACAAUGCUUAUGGAGAGAUCAUUCAGCAUGAGCUCAAACCCAAUGGCAAGAGCAUCCAGGUUACCCAGGACACCAAAAAGGAAUAUGUCAGGUUGUACGUGAACUGGCGAUUCCUGAGGGGUAUUGAAGCUCAGUUUUUGGCCCUGCAGAAAGGUUUUAAUGAGGUCAUCCCUCAACACCUUCUCAAGGCGUUUGAUGAGAAAGAGCUGGAGCUCAUCGUGUGUGGCCUCGGUAAGAUCGACAUCCACGACUGGAAGUCCAACACGCGACUGAAGCAUUGCACGGCCGAGAGUAACAGUGUGAAGUGGUUUUGGCGGGCCGUGGAAUCGUACGAUGAGGAACGGAGAGCCCGACUGCUUCAGUUCGUCACCGGCUCCUCCAGGGUGCCACUGCAAGGAUUCAAAGCCCUGCAGGGUGCGGCCGGGCCACGUCUCUUCACCAUCCACCAGAUCGAUGCCAGCACCAACAACUUGCCCAAAGCCCACACUUGCUUCAACCGAAUUGACAUUCCUCCAUACGAGACCUACGACAAACUCUAUGACAAGCUGUUGACAGCCAUCGAGGAGACCUGUGGCUUCGCUGUGGAAUGAAAGUCACUCACUAAUGUUCAAAAAGCAAGCUUUCUAACGGCGGGCGCACCUGUCAAUCAGCCGUCGGAAGCGGAAGUCCAAACAGGAAGGCCUCAGGAAGAGUGGAUUAUAGCGCAGCACUCUCCGCCUGAUGCUGCUAUAAAAAGUCUUUGAAAAGAAGAGAAGAAACGACUUAUCUUUUCAGCUGCUAGUAACUCUUUAAAAUUUAACAUUUAUUAUAAGGAUCCUCCUCUUCCUGUUUUUGUUCAAACAUUGAUUUUUUUAGCAUUAAGACAAAAGAUAUUAACAGUAUUUCAUGUAGCAUUUGUACCAACUGACUUUAAGAGAAGCGAGGAGGAUGCAGACAGCGUUCCCGCAUAAGCUGAUGUAGAAGCACUACUGUCUUCACACCUGACGGAAGGAAGACGCCGGGGUGCAACAAAGGACCGCAAAUUCUGCCGUUUCUGGACUUGAGGCUUUUCGUAGUAAACGCAAAACUGUUCUUGUUGUACAGGGUGUUGAUACUCGGCAUGCUGGCUAAGCGACUAUAGGAAUCUGCAAGAUGUAUUUUCUUACAAUCAGGGUUUAUUUAAAGCCCCCCAUUUGGACUCCCCUACAUUAGAUGACAGAGUUUGUUAAAAAGGGAGUGAAUCACCGAAUUCUUAUAUAGGCAGGUAGUCUAGCUUUAUUUUCAUUUGGCAUAAGAGGAUGAGUUUAAAAGAAAAGAAAUAAACAGAUAUGAUAUAUUGACAUCAUCUCAGAGACCGACUGAGAAGUGCAUUUAAACACAGUUCUUAAGUGUGGUCCCUAAAGGUUGACAUUGGCUUGCUUUGAAUGUCAAAUUUCAUUUUUUUAAAGAAAAAAAAAAUUGUGCAGAAAAUCAUUUUAUGAUGUCAUCUUAUUGGUGUCAACCUUUUUUACAAAUGGAAAAGUCUCAGAUGUCAACGAAACCCUUUACAAUUUUAAGUACGAUGCAAAAGUAUGCGCAUGCCAAUGAGAUGUGAAAUGUCUUCCAUUUCACACAGUCUCAUUACGAUUUUACCAUUUUAAUUUUGGCCCGUUUUCAAGAAGACCUGCCAUAGAAGACGACAUGCAAUUGUUUACCCCGCCUCGUGGAAAUCAAUGGAGAGUGUUGUUUGUAUCACUUGUUAUUUUUGUAAUUUAUUAAUAAUCCAAUGUAGUAACAACUUUUUUCUACCAUGCAAAACUGUCACUGGCCUUCAGUGAGCAUUACAAAUGAUCUGCGAGGUGGACAGCUGUACUAAAGAAGAAUUUUAUAGAAAAACGGUAAUUGCCGUUAGCUGUAAAUCUUAAUAGAAUACAACAGAAGCAUGUCUUAUGUGCUCUUUGUCAUCCUCAAAAAUACACGGCUUGAAACAUGAACUGUUCCUUCAGGAUUAUUCAAAAUGAACUGCAUCAAUAAACGAAUGCAGUUUUCUAUAUAUAUAUAUAUAUAUAUUGUUGAAUGUUUCUGAGAUGCUGCCUGUCUAUAGCAAUCCUCUAUGACCAUGGACUGUUGUUAAGAGUUUGCAUACGCUGAAUAUGAGCUAUACACCUUUUGUUACUUUUUUAUAAAUCGAGUGCAAAAAAGGAGAAAAAAUAAAUAAAGAAGCCUAUGGAUGGAUCAGUUAAAUAUU
Messenger RNA from Triplophysa dalaica, 2621 nucleotides. RefSeq names its product E3 ubiquitin-protein ligase SMURF2-like. Gene Ontology annotation, molecular function: ubiquitin-protein transferase activity. Gene Ontology annotation, biological process: ubiquitin-dependent protein catabolic process; negative regulation of BMP signaling pathway. The transcript is spliced from 7 exons. NCBI's taxonomy places the organism in Eukaryota, Metazoa, Chordata, Actinopteri, Cypriniformes, Nemacheilidae. The record is from RefSeq and is a predicted model, not a curated record. Bases 1 to 1005 code for a protein of 334 amino acids.